AUGAGUGAUGAAGAAUCAUAUAUCGAUGACAAAGAGGUCAUUGAGCGCUCUCAGCAGGGCGACAAGGCGUACAACUUGGUCGCCAAGAACCUGGAGCCCUUUGGCAAUGAGGACAAGGCUGAGGUCAAGUAUAGAACUAUGAAAUGGUGGCACUGUGGAAUGCUUAUGAUUGCAGAGAACGUUUCGGUGGGAAUUCUAUCCCUGCCAUCUGCAGUCGCUACCCUAGGAAUGGCUCCUGCUGCUAUUAUGAUUGUGUUCAUCUCUGCUCUAUCAUGGUAUACUGGCUAUGCCCUUGGUCAAUUCAAGCUCCGUCACCCUCACAUUCACAGCAUGGGUGAUGCUGGCGAAAUCUUGAUGGGCCCAAUCGGUCGUGAACUGAUGGGAAUUGGUCAGCUGCUUCUACUAAUAUUCCUCAUGGCGAGUAAUAUUUUGAUGUUCAAUAUUCUGAUGAAUGUACUCACUGACCACGGCACCUGCACUCUUGUCUUUGGUGUCGUUGGAUUGAUCAUCUGUUUCUUGGGUGCCUUGCCACGAACGAUGGACAAGGUCUAUGUGAUGUCUGUUGUUUCAUUCAUCAGUGUUUUCGUUGCAACAAUGAUCACCAUGAUCGCUGCGGGAGUUGAGAGUAAAGGCCACAUCCAAAAUCAAGCUACCACGAAUGUCAGCUUCCGUGAGGGCUUCUUGGCAGUCACUAAUAUCAUUUUUGCCUACCUCGCCCAUGUUGCCUACUUCGGCUUUAUGUCCGAGACCGAAGACCCAAGAACUUUCACCAAGUCACUUGCAAUGCUUCAAAUUGUUGAUACGGUGCUCUACUUGAUUAGUGCUUUGAUUAUCUAUCACUAUGUCGGCCCCAAUGUUGAGUCACCGGCCAUCUCAUCUUUGAGCCCCUUGAUGAGCAAGAUUGCCUGGGGACUUGCUAUUCCAACGACCAUUCUUUCUGGAGUCGUCCUAGGCCAUGUUGCUUGUAAAUACAUCUACGUGCGCAUGUUCCGUGGAUCCGAUGUUAUGAAUAGUCGGAGCUUCCUGUCGAUUGGGAGCUGGGUCGCUAUUUGUCUCGGAGUCUGGGUGAUUUCGUGGGUUGUGGCUGAAUCUAUUCCAGUGUUCAACGACUUGUUGAGUCUUAUUAGUGCCCUAUUCGGAAGCUGGUUUAGCUUCGGUUUCCCUGCUAUUUUCUGGCUUCAUAUGAAUCAAGGCCAGUACUUCAAAAACAUCAAGAAGUCGUGUUUGACAAUUUUGAAUAUCUUAAUCUUGGCUAUUGCCUGUGCUAUCUGUGGCUUGGGCCUUUGGGUAUCAGGAGCCGCGAUCCACGAUGACACUAGCUCGAGCAGCUGGUCUUGUGCUGCAUAA
Molecule: messenger RNA, 1347 nt
Organism: Penicillium taxi
Lineage: Eukaryota; Fungi; Ascomycota; Eurotiomycetes; Eurotiales; Aspergillaceae
Exons: 10
Coding region: 1-1347 (448 amino acids)
Biological process (GO): amino acid transmembrane transport
Cellular component (GO): vacuolar membrane
Molecular function (GO): amino acid transmembrane transporter activity
Source: RefSeq, a predicted model, not a curated record